AUGUCUCCUGCUAGCAAAUUCCUCGGGCUCUUCAGCCUUGUAGCAACUGCUCAGGCAGCAUGCUCUAACUUCAUAAUAGACGACUUUUCAAGAUCAUCCGUUGGCGGAGUUAACAAGCUCAAUUCGUGGACCAGUGACGACGGUUCCAUGUCAAAGAUCGCCAUCACCAACGGAGCACUCACCUUCACUCCCAAAGCCGAUACCACUUCAUACUUCUACGAGACUCUGGGGUGCGUCAAAGCAACUACCCAGGGCUACAAGGCCCUGUCGCUGUCGAUCACGGGGCCCAAAGACGCUUCCAUGUUGUUGGAAAUCCAGUCAAGAACAUCAUGUAGCGACAACACAUACAAGAGCCAAUGGGUCACCAUCUCGGGCCUCACUGGCUCACAGCAAACGGUUACCAUCUCUCUAUCUUCAUUCACGGAGGCAAACCUUGACGCCAUCACCGGAUUCGUCUGGUCCACAUACUCUCAAUUCUCCUCCAACACCAAUUUCAAGCAGCUCUCAGUCCAGCCCCAUUCUUUCGGGCGCUACAACUCGCACUUCGAUAUCGUCUACAUCCGGAAGUGCACGAGCUGCAAGCACGGUGUCGAGUACUGCCUCCUCCUCUUUCUCGACGUCAGCCAGGCCAUCAGGCGCCUCUCAGAGUGCUACCUCGUCCGCGGCAAACUCCCGGGCCAGCAGUACAUCUUCGGUAGCUUCAAGUGUUCGCUCAUCAUCCCCGUCCAUAUCUUCUGUCAGGAUGUCAGCUACCUCCAGCUCCGCCACUUCCCAGUUGUCACCUGCUUCCCAAGCAGCGAUGACGGUACCAUGAAGAGCAUCGCUGUGAGCGGUAACAGGGUAACAUUAUCACCAAACAACAAGGACUCUUACUUCUACAGCAAGACUGCCUGCACAAAUGCCAAGACGCAGACUUAUGGUGGUAUCUCUCUGCGCAUCAAGGCCACCAAGGGUACGACGUUCCAAGUCCAGAUGGCAUCGCCGGCGAUAUGUGGCGGUGAUGAUACAGUCUUUGGCUUUCAGUCCACGGCUGAUCUCGGAUGGACAUUCGACGGCACCGAAAAGCUGUACAGCUUUCCCUUCUCCAAGUUUCCUACCAUCGACCAGUCCAAGAUAUCCUCCAUUUUGUUCGGCUCACUCUCAGGGGCUGUGACUUUUGGUCCCAUGGCCUUCUACUGCGGAAGCACACCCUCUGAGUAUAUCGUCAAGACUCAGCCGUCCGUUUCUGCUACAGCUUCGACUGUCCCUGCGCCCAGCGCCACAGUUCCGGCCAAGGUCAUCGAUAACUUUGCAAGCCAGAGCCAAAACGCCCUUGGAUUCUGGCAUGGAGGUGAUGUCGACACUGCAGCGAAGUGGACCAAGGGAAAGGUUGUUAUCAAGGCACCAGACGCCGACUACUCUUACUACACGCAAUUCGGAGAUGGCUGCACUGACAUGACCAUGUACGAUGGCUCUUACUUGCACGUUGCAUACUCGGGAAGCAAUAAGUUCACCAUUGCGAUGCAGCAGCAUAACACACAAUGCAGCGAUACUGUAGCACCUUUCCCCGAGACCUGGGAUUCAUUGGAGGCGGCUCGCUAUGCCACUGGCAACGACAUCUACAUUCCCAUUUCCCACUUCAACAUCGUACGCAAGCGUGCUGUUGGCCUGGCUUUCAAAGGCUUCUACACCAAUGAGGCGGUCACUUUGACCAAAGUUGAAAUCGUUUCGUCUGUUCCCGCCAAUACGCUUAUCCCAAACAAGCUGCCCAGCGGUAACCUGGUCUUUGCUUGCAAGCGACCCAAUUCGAUUGCCUUUGCUAUCGAUGAUGGUGACCCAAAGUACGCCCAGGAGGUUAUGGAGGUCAUCAGAUCGGAGAACAUCAAGGUCACCUUCUUUACCGUCGGUGCUCCGUUGAGAGACCCCUCUACGAAUCUGAGCACCAUUUAUCAGGACAUGAUGAAGGAAGGCCACCAAAUGGCCCUUCAUAGCUACACCCACCCUAGAAUGGAGGGGCUCCCCAACAACGACGCUAUCAUGUGGGAGUAUAGCCAGGACAUUGCCGCUGUUAAGGAGCAGUUCGGCAUCACGACCAAGUACUUCCGCCCUCCUUUCGGUAACGAGGGCGCUCGUAUGAGACAGCAGCUGGUUGCGGCGACGCAAAGCAACAGCCCCUACAUUGUGAACUGGAACAUCGAUGUCGAGGAUUGGCUCUACGCCCAGUCCGACACUCCCGAACAGCAGAAGGUGUCUUUCAAGCGCGACCUGGACAAGGGCGGCAGUCUCGUUGUCAUGCACUACUUGUAUCCCAGUACUGUCAGCUAUUUGAGGGACUUCAUCAAGAUGGCCAAGGCCACGGGAAAGCAGCUCAUGCGGGUAGAUCAGUGUAUGGAGGACCCCGAUGCGCCUCCGUUGUAA
This is a messenger RNA of Colletotrichum costaricense, 2397 nucleotides long. Its product is annotated as glycosyl hydrolase. Gene Ontology annotation, biological process: carbohydrate metabolic process. The transcript has 3 exons. The record is from RefSeq and is a predicted model, not a curated record. The coding region runs from base 1 to 2397 and encodes 798 amino acids. Gene Ontology annotation, molecular function: hydrolase activity, acting on carbon-nitrogen (but not peptide) bonds. NCBI's taxonomy places the organism in Eukaryota, Fungi, Ascomycota, Sordariomycetes, Glomerellales, Glomerellaceae.